Labrus mixtus (cuckoo wrasse) is the source of this 5276-nucleotide messenger RNA. RefSeq names its product stromal interaction molecule 2-like. Lineage: Eukaryota; Metazoa; Chordata; Actinopteri; Labriformes; Labridae. The transcript is spliced from 12 exons. Bases 636 to 3815 code for a protein of 1059 amino acids. The record is from RefSeq and is a predicted model, not a curated record. Gene Ontology annotation, molecular function: calcium channel regulator activity; protein binding; calcium ion binding. Gene Ontology annotation, cellular component: plasma membrane; endoplasmic reticulum. Gene Ontology annotation, biological process: activation of store-operated calcium channel activity; intracellular calcium ion homeostasis; store-operated calcium entry.
CGUCACACCUCGACGUCUUUGGCUGUUGGGAAAGUGGUGACAGAGAAGAAAACAGAGCAGUAGACAAAUUAUAAAGAAACCAGAAGCAGAGACAAAACAAGCUCCAACUGGAAACAAGUUGGAUUCAAGGUCUACAUGUUGCUUUUCUAUUUAACCACCAUCUUGGGGGUCUCCAGGCGCUCCUAGAAUUGUUUCUGGAGAUCUUCUGCUGAGCCCGUGGUUUAAACACUGGAUUUUUUUUUGUCAGCUAUGGAUGAACCAGAAGGCUUUUUUAAAUCUACUUUUUAUUUGGCCUGAAGUGGAUUUAUAAUUUUGCCAUUUUUUCGGAAUACUACUUCCUAUAGGAGGUUUCUUUUUUUGUGGAUGCCAACGUUCUAGAGAUUUUGUUUGCCUUCACACAUUACAGAGCUGCACUAGCGGGCUAUAUAUCCCACCGCUUGCCUCAUUUCUGAAGUGAAUCAUCAGAAGGCUAUCACAUCUCGUUUUGGCUGUACCCAUAAUAGCAACAGAUCGCUUAACACUUUGCCCAGACUGACACUCCGGUCCCAGGACGCGGUGCGGCACAUGUCCCCUGCUUCAUCUGUUUUGUUUGAAUUUCCAAACUCGUGGACGAGGGUAUUAUCGAUCAAUCUGAGAUGUUGCCUCUGUCCCUUCUGCUGCUCCUCGUUUUCCCAGCUGCGCUCCUCGUGGCAGCGCAGGGCGCCGUGGACUUCCAGGGUUUCAGCUUUCCCGGAGGGGGCGCUGCUUACGACCCGACUGACCCCUGCAUGGUGGUGUAUCCCCCGUGUAUGAGCGAGGCUGACCGCUUCAGCCUGGAGGCCCUGCGCACUAUCCAUCAGAAGAUUGACGAUGACCAAGAUGGCGAGAUCGAAGUGGAGGAGAGUAAGGAGUUCAUCAUUGAAGACAUGAAGCUGCAACAGACCAACAAACACAGCAACUUGCACAGGGAAGACCAGCACAUCACGGUUGAGGAGCUCUGGAGGGGCUGGAAGUCGUCUGAAGUACACAACUGGACUCAAGAUGACGUGCUUCGCUGGCUGAAGGAGUUUGUUGAGUUGCCACAAUAUGAGAGGAACUUCAAAGAUUUUAAGGUCAAUGGAAACACACUUCCAAGGAUUGCAGCUAAUGAGCCUUCAUUCCUGAGUGGACAGCUGAGGGUUCAGGACCAGAGGGAUAAGCAGAAACUCAACAUCAAAGCUUUGGAUGUUGUUCUGUUUGGACCACCUACACGUCCCCCUCAUAACUACAUGAAGGACCUGCUGCUGAUUGUAUCAGUGGUAAUGGGAAUUGGAGGCUGCUGGUUUGCCCAGGCCCAAAACAAAGCCAGCAAAAUCCACGUAUCGAGGAUGAUAAAAGAUUUGGAAAGUCUGCAGAGGGCUGAACAGAGUCUCUUAGACCUACAGGAACAGCUGGAGCGAGCCCAGGAAGAAAAGCGAAAUGUUGCAGAGGAGAAACAGAACCUGGAGGAAAAGAUGAGGGAUGAGAUCAUGGGGGCGCAGGAGGAGGCUCAUCGUUUGCACAGGCUGAGGCAAGGAGCUGUCAGCGAACUCAGCCGCCUUCGAUUUGCAGAGGAAGAACUAGAGCAGGUCCUUGGUGCACUUAAGCAAGCAGAAAAGGAUGUGAAUGCCAGCUGGACUGCCUCAGAAGCACUUCAACAGUGGCUGCAGCUGACCCACGAGGUAGAGGUUCAGUACUACAAUGUCAAGCGGCAUGGUGCAGAACUACAACUUGCCACUGCCAAGGAAGAGGCAGAGAGGAUCAAGAAGAAGAGGAGUUCUGUGCUUGGGACUCUCCAUGUAGCCCAUAGCUCAUCUCUAGACCAAGUUGACCAAAAGAUCUUGGAGGCAAAGAAUGCCUUGUCUGAGGUAACAGCCUGUCUACGUGAGCGCCUUCAUCGGUGGUCGCAGAUGGAGCGUCUCUGUGGCUUCCCCAUUAUUAGGAAUCCUGGUCUAGCAAACCUCACAGCUAAACUCUACACAGAACCAGUUGCUCUUCCAUUACCUCGAGUGCUCCAACCACCUUGUUCAUGCCAUAGCUCUAUCCAUGGAUCUAUAGAGGAUCUGUUAGAAGAUCCUACUUCUCCAAUAUUACCACAGAUGCCAGUUCCAGUUCAACCACUGAAACGCUCUCCUAGAACACAGGGAUCCACCAUAUGUCGGUCACGCCGUCCCGGUGUGGUCACUCAGCCACAGAUCGCCAUAAUCUCUCAGGACCCUGACCUUCUCAUCCCCAGCCGAGCCCCUUAUCCGUGUCUUGAUGAAGAACAAGGCCACUUCUUUAAAACUCUCAAGAAACAAGACUCGGAGGAGAGGUUUUCAGACUCAGAAUAUAGGACUCCAUCUCCCCUGAUCAAAAUAUUACCUACUCUCACUGUUGACAGUUCUUCCCAAAAGCUUUAUCAUGAUGAAACUGAGAUGCUUCCAGACUGCUCCAUUAUGAAGACUUUGGGUAAAGAAGCAGAAGCUGUUGUUGAAUCUCCGGUUUGCAAAAUGUAUAUGGAAGAGCUUGAAGCUUCUGUAGAUGUUUCCGGCAGGAAAAUGGCAAAAGACCAGCUGUUUGAUGCUUCUUUGGAAACGCCUUCAUUUUACCAUCCCCAAGAAGAGUCUUUGAUGGAGGCUACAUCAAGAAAGAUAUCCAGAGAAAGGAGUGAAGUUCCAUUGAACGUUACAGUUAGAAAGUGCCUUUCCAAUGAGUUGGAUGCAGAAUUUCCAACCAGGAAAGUAGAGAGAGAUGCGACAGGGGAAUUGAAGGACACUGCCUCAAGGAGUGUAUAUCGAGAAAGGAGCGAUUUACCUAUGGAUGUGAGGAAGAUUAUUUGGAAUGAAAUAGAAUCGAAAACAGAUUUGGCACCUAGGAAGAUAUCAAGAGAUAUGAUGGGGUCUUCAAUGGACAGUGCUUCAAGAAAGAUGAUACGGGAUGAUAUUGACUAUCCGUUUGACUUGGUAUCCAGAAGGAGUACAAGGGAUUCAAUGGGAAUGUCCAUAGACACAGGCUCUAGAAAGCUUGCAUGGAAUAAAGGCGAAUGCCAGCUUGAUUCGUCGGUGAGAGCUUCAGGAAUGGACAACAUGGCGGAGUCUUCCAGAAUACCAUCCAGAAAGAUAUCCAGAGAAGAGCUGGAGGAGUAUGGUACAGAUACUGCUUCCUUUAAGAUGUUACACAGAGAUAAAUUUGAAUCACUAAUGGAUAGCCUAUCAUCAACAGAGAAGCAAGGGUUUGGAUUGGAACCAUCAACAAGCAGGAGGAUACUGAGAGAUGAUCUUGAGAUGUCUGUUGGUUCUGUAAGACGGAGAAUACCAAGACUGACAAGAAACGACAGUGACAGCUCCACAGACACCUCCUCGGGAAAGGUUUUCUGGGAAAGAGCUGAUGUCCCAGUUGAAAUGCAAAGACAACACGUAAUGAGGGAGGAUAUGGGAGCAUCUGAAUUAAGCUCGCUCCAAGGUCCCAUUGAACAGCCAGACCUUACGGUUGCCUCCCAGGUGCCAUGGAGGUCAUCAUCAGACCUCAUUACUGUUGGCCCAUUGAGCCAGCUUGUUUAUGAUGGAAUCCUUGAGAAGUCCUGCAGCUCCAUGGCUUCAACCCCAACCGGCCUCUCUGCUUCAACACCUAACCUGCCCCAGAGCAGACUGCAUGCAGAGGUGGAUCCACAUCCUACAAGGAGUGCUAUCCAGACUCCUGCGUCACCACAUGAAACUGGAGAUGAGAAGCACAAGGAUAAAGAAAAGAGCAAGAAAUCCUUACGGCUUAAAAAUCUAUUCAAAAAGAAACACGAGUCAAGUCCAGAGAAGCUUCAAAGUGGUCUUCAGAAACUCUGACACUUUGCUUUUAUUAAAUUGAACCAAAAAGCCCUAUAUUAUGUAAGUACUUGCGCCCACCUGUGCUUGCAUGGGCAUUUGGAGAAUGAGAUGUGGUCAGGAUCAAUGGUGGUUCACCAUCGUCCAGAAGCAGCAGAAAGUGAUUGUGCCAGCAUUAUUCCUAUCCCUGGAGUUGUUGGUUGGGAUGGAGGCCUGGGACACACAGAGCUCUUAUUUUGCACAUCUCCUGACGUCGUCAUAUUUCUUAUUGCAUUGUGCCUGCUCUGUGGAUGCCAGAAGGCAAGUACACGCUGACUGCUGCUACCCAAGUCUACUUCCCCUCAGGUGAAUUCCUGCUUAAGCCCUACACAUGCUAAAAACCCCAGCCUAAGACUGCCGCCAGGCUUUCCGCUGUGAGCUUUCUUGCUGAUGCUUGCUCUUGCUCAGAAACUCACACAUUUGCACACUCGCACCAGACUAAGUGAUAAAUUUAUUAUGAGCCUCAAAUGUAACUUCAAUUGCCACUGUCCAAAGGAAGGCACACUGUAAAAUGGGAGAAUUUAAAUGAGUGGGAGUGACCUGAAGCUGGUCUUAUAAAGAAUAACCAAAGAAAUGUCUCGUGUAAAGAGAAACAAAAUGCCUGCAGGUGUGCCUGGCUUUGAAAGAGAAUUGGAGAUGACGGUAAAUGGUUCGAUUCCUGUUAAACCCAAAACACACAUUUUAAUAUUUUGGAGCCCGAAGACAACCCCUUUGCAACUUGUGUCAUGCAUUGGGCCCAGAUGUGAGCCAUUUAAAAUAGCAGAUGCUGGACUGAAACACCCUAAAUGCACUUGCCAGUGGGCUUUAUUAUACCCUCUGUUGCUUGAAUAGGGUGAUCUGAGUAGAGAGUUUGGUAGUUUUUACAAAACUUAUUUUAUAUUUGAAGCUGCUUUCUUUUCUCCUCUUAAGUCUUAUUGAGAUUAUUAGUUGAUACCAAAUGUGGUUUUAGAUGUAGAUUUCUUGUAGUUUUGCCUAUUUUUGGUAGCCGACUUGAUUUUUAAUUUCCCUAAAGCAGAGACAAUGCUUGAACUUGAUUUAGAAGCUGCACACAUCGUCAUUUGUUUGAUCUUUUAAGGUUAAGUUAAAAUAUGUCAAUAUGCUUAUAAUGAAAUAUGUGUCCUUUAUGUUAAUGUUUUUGCAAUGAUUAGCGCUAUAUUAAUCAUUUCGUGAUAGGUCUCUGGAUUCAUGUUUUGCUCUGUUUCUUUCUGGUCAGAAGUUGUUGGGCUUCAUAAUGUCGGGAAUAUAUUAUAUUUCCAUGCAUGAUCAGGAUUUAACAACAUUUGAAAAGAGUAUUCAAUUGACAAAGUGGCGUUGUUUGAUUAUGAAAUUACCACAGUUUAACAGUCCUGAUGAAGCAGAUUAGCUUCAGAUAUUUUUCUUUUUCUGACUUUUCAUUAAAAAUACUUAGCAUCAAGCUGUUUUUAACUUAAGCUUAAGACUUAG